AUUAAUCAACAGAGAGAAAGAGAGAAAAAAUGUCGGAUUGGGGACCGGUGCUAGUGACGGUGAUACUAUUCGUGAUGCUCACGCCAGGACUUCUGUUUCAGUUGCCUGGACGACAAAGAUACGUUGAGUUCGGUAAUUUUCAGACAAGUGCUGUCUCCGUUAUCGUCCAUUCUCUUCUCUACUUCUCCCUUGUCUGCGUCUUCCUCCUCGCUCUCAAGAUUCACAUCUACAUCGGCUAAUUUCAUAUAUCCCCUUAAUUAUUCGGUGCAUGUUUUCCAAGUUUUCCUUUAAAUUUAU
Messenger RNA from Eutrema salsugineum, 297 nucleotides. RefSeq lists its product as uncharacterized. Bases 30 to 239 code for a protein of 69 amino acids. The transcript has a single exon. NCBI's taxonomy places the organism in Eukaryota, Viridiplantae, Streptophyta, Magnoliopsida, Brassicales, Brassicaceae. The record is from RefSeq and is a predicted model, not a curated record.